AUGAAGUUGCGCACGAUGUCUUCAAUGAUCCUCAUUCUCAUAGGAAUAGUACUCUGGAAACCGUUUUUUACGACAGCUGCUGCUUCUGACCAAGCUUGUCCAACUUCCUUACCGAUCAGGAUAUCGGCCUUGAACUUUCCUCCUCUUGUCGAGCCAUCUCAAGGUAACACAGCAGCACCAAAAGGUGUACUUGGAGAAUUUAUGAUCGAUAUUAUCAAGAAGUGUUUUAGAGAUUGUAAAUUCACCCUAAGGUCCGUCCAAACGACCGUGUUUAACACAACUUGGAGUUUUUUGAAGUCAAUACAAGACGGUGAAGCGGAAAUCGCAUUUCCUAUAACACGACCAAUGAAGAUGUGGCUGUCUGAUGACGACUACAUUGGGCAAGAGAUGUCAUUUCAAGAAUUCUUCGCCUCCCCUGGGUACUCGCUUGUAAUGGACGUGGAGUAUAUCAACAAAAAAGCCAACGAUAUCAUCGUUCAGUCCCUAAUGGAAAACACUUGGCCAAUUAUUGUCUUUACUCUUCUUAUAGCUGGAAUCUCAGGAAUAAUCGUCUGGAUUCUAGUAAGAUUGAAAUCUCAUUGUCCUUAUCCAUAUCUAUUUUAUUUUCAUGAGGCUGCAUACACAAUGCCAAUUCUUUCCAGUGUCGUCUCUGCUGACAAACCAUGCGUGGGCUCCUUUGUAUACCUCAUUGUCUUUUUUUUGAAGCCUCAUUACCAAAAUAUUGAAUAAACAAGCUCCCUACACGUGUAAUGCACCUAGUUAUUGUAAGUCGUAAGGCGAAGUAAGCGCGCUAUAUACCUCGUUCUUUGCGGAGUCUUUUAUUUACACUUACUUACGAGAUUUCUUAGUCUUUCUCGCUAAUGAAAUGUGUUUCAGGAGUCGGUUCGCCUUCUGUUUUCAGCCCUUUCGACAAUCAUGGACAAUUACUUGUUAUCUAGACACAAAUCAUAAACAAUAUGGUCAUUUUUGCAAGAAAGGAGAUCCCUUUAAAAAACCCUCCUAGAAAAUCGACAACAAGUAUUAAAAAAAUAAAAUGAUGCAAUUUUAUGCAUUUUUUUCAACAUACACCUUUGGAAUUUAUGACGUUUUCAGGAAACAUACUUCAAUGAAGAGGAAUUCCCUCGUUCGUUUACUAAAGGCGCCUAUGAAGGCUUUUGGUGGGCUUUUGUUUCCAUGACAACAGUGGGGUACGUAAAAUGAUGCUCCUCUGUUACUAAUGGAUAGAGAUUUAUCCAGUGUAUAGCGUUAUCCACCUUUUGAACAAUUGAGGCUUCUAUGUCCGUUUUGAUACUAAAGUCGUUAUCCCUGGACGAACUUAGGCAAACAUUUUGCCGCUCGUGUGGUUAUGCAACGACUCCCUACGACAGGUAGUUCGUCUGAAUGCACAAUGCAUCUGAUCUUGUACCUUUGUUUAUACUCGAGAUUCAUAACCAGACGAGCUACAAAAUGUUUGCCCAAGUAUGUCCAGACGAAUAGAGAGUCUUAAGUUUAAAAACAGCCAAUAAGUGGCAGCUUCUUAAGACGUUUUUUUUUGUUAAUUUAAGGGCACUUAGUUGAAAUUGUGGUCUGAGCACAUUCCGGUUUAAGUUAAAUGCCAAUGUAGGUAGUAUAAAUUAACAUCGGGUACAAGUACCAAAUCGAGUACGAUUACGACGUUAGAGCAUCCCCCGAACUAUAACUCUUUCCUGUUGCUGACUAGCACGUUAAUAAACGUUGGGGAUCAGAUUGUUGGAAGUAAUUAUAGGAAGCACACGAAUUUGGUUUGAAAACUGUACCCCUAAGGUCAUAAUAAGGUCCCUAAUUACAUUUGGUGAGUGGGCAAUUCAGAAAGCCAAAGGCCUGCAGUGCGAAGAGAUCCUCUCUUAAUACUGAUAAGACAAAUUAACCAGAGGUCAUUAAUUUCCCCGCUUGAAUUGUUAAAGCAGCAAAAUUGCAACUUUUAAUGGUACGAAAAUGGAGCUUAAGCAACGAGGUUUAAACCCCAUUUACACGCGCUAAAAAAAUCGGCACGGCACGCCAAAUGUUUGGCACCGUGCUGACAAUUUUAGGGCGCGGUACUCCCAAUUUUCGACGUGUAAACGUAUCGGUCCCAAAUGUAAUAUGGCACCAGUGCUCAAAAUUUUAGGGGUGCCGAGACUACCUCCCGGAGGUAGUCUCGGCACGGGUAAACGAGGCACGGCGCAAAAAUUUGGCGUGCCGUGUCGAUUUUUUUAGCGCGCGUAAAUGGGGUUUUAUGUUAGCAAAUCAACAACACUGCAAGUGCAUCAGGCUUUACAGUACAUUUCUUUGUCGUCGAUGUACGAAUUCGACGAGCAACUGCCCAAUUUCACGUUUUCUGGCGGACGAACUCACUUUUUAGGAGACCGUUUAGCCACCAUCGUCGUCGUCGUUGCUAAAUCUCGCUAAUGUGUUUGGUGUUCCAACAUUUGUUUUCAUGUUAGGUAUGGUGACAAAACUCCCAAAUUCAUUUUUGGUCGUUUGUUUGGCAUCGCUUGGAUUUUGAUUGGAUUGGUUGUCAUAGCAGUGUUCACAGCGACUGCUACAAGUUCACUCAGCGUCUCCCCAAGCGACUUGGCAGUGCUUGAAGGAACAACCGUAAGAAAAACUCUAAAAAUCUCACUGUAUUUACUCGGAUAAGCACCGCAUCUGGGAGAAAAAAGCUAAGACAUCGCGGCCCUGAUAUAAUCAAAAUCAAAAGACCUUAAUUCUGUUUAAUGGUUUAAUUCGGACAAUACAAAUGCCGUAUAAGACCUUUGUUAAAACAGUUCUUUGAAUGGCUGGGCAACAUUGUUCUUUACAUACAGAGAACAACGUUUGUUCAAAACCGUAACUAACAAGUCAUAGAUAUUAAUUAACACGGAAGUGUAACGCCGCUUAUUGCCUUGAAAAGUAUGUUCUUCAAUCUACUUCCUUGCAUUUGCCUUAUUAGGUCGGAGUAUUGAAUGAUACAUCAGCAGGGUUAGAGGCAAAACAAAGAGGCGCGAUAGUAAAAAGUAAGUACUGUUUUAUAACCUCUUGGCAACCUAUCCCAAGAUGGAUAAAUCGAAUAGUAACCCUUAAAAACUAACACUAAAACUAGUAAUAACCAAAGGUUACGGAGUGCGGGCGACAACGAUCGAAGGUCAAAACGCUUUUGCUCCAUCGCUGUGCUUUGCGUAAGUUUCACGUGACAGAGAGUCAAAACACGCGUGAUCAGAUUACGAGUGAUAGAAGGUCCAAAAUGCGCGUCAUGAAAUUGCGUUCAGUGCAUUCCAUUCAUUGUUAGUGGAAGUCUAAAUGAAUGCUGGCUACAUACAUGCGACGCAUGCGUAAUAACAACCUGAAGAUUAGGAUUGCGGGCUCUUCUUGUCGCCCGCAAUUACGGAGAGGAAGAGUGAACAGAUAAAAUAAAUUACUGAAAAACAAAAGAAUUUAAAUGGACAUAAGAAAGGUUAAAAAUUCCACCUGGCCGGGAGCCGUAUUCAAAAGUUGCAGUACCGUUAAUUAAAUUAGUCCAAGGGGCUUGCAACCGGUUCCUCCGGAUUGCAUGUCUAGAGCUCCGACCGCCGGUUCAUGCUGUACUGUUUGUUUAUUUGUUUGCUUGCUUAGCCGCAAAUGUUCACUUUGAACCGGAUCUUUUCACUUGAAACUAGUAAAGGAAUGCGAAAACAUUAUCUCAGUGGGAUAAUUUGUUGUUGUAAUGAUCUGGUGAAUGACUUUACCAUGGCGUCGAAGCCAUAUAUGAGUUGAGUUUGUUGUUGGUUCUCUCCCUUUCUUCUAGAGAUUUUUCGCUGGGUACUCCGGUUUUCCCAACAUAACGACAACAUAACGAAUAUGCUUGAAAUAAAUAUCCCGAUGUAUAUAGCGCUUACGCAAUCCAAAAAUCAAGGUAUAAGAGAUUUGUAACAAAGCUUUGUUGUAUUUUUAGUCCUGAAUACGAUCAAUGGAUCGCACCCUUGUUUACCAAUCCAUUUUCUUACAGGGUUCCCAUCAGCUGAGCUUCUGUUCAGAGGGCUCGAGUCAAAUAUUAUAGAUGGCAUAUUCAUGGACAAAUUCAAAGCUGGCCACUACCUAGACUCAAGAAAUAAGCCUAACCUCAAAGUUUUUCUGUCUGUUGAUACGAGCGUAGCGGUGAAAUAUGACCUUGCUGUAAUGGGCGUUUCAGCGAACAACUCAUGCUUUAAAUCUGCCAUCAUGAAACGUGAUGUGGAUGAAUUGCUCCUACAGUAUUUGAAGCCGGUAGCGGUAAGGAAUAAAUCUGAUUUGAUAAGAACUGAAGAAGGCUAUGCUAAUACCGUUAUAACUUAAGUCUUCCCGGCUGUAGGCCCAUUCGCCUGCAAACAAAAAAUACAUCCGAUUAUGGCCCUUAAAGACCGGUAUUUGUUUUUUUUUUCUUUCUAGAGAACACUGAGCCCUUUGUUGUUAUUUCAUCUCACGAUGCAUGGAUACUUCUGCUUGUCAAUUCCGUGGGAACUCCUUUUUUAUGUAAACGCUUUCUAUUGUUAUAAUAAAUUUGUUUAGAUGCUAUGACCGUAAUUAGCUAUUACCGUAACCUUCAGCUUAUAAGCACUGGGGUUUUAGGGGAGGGGGGGGGGGUUAAGCUUCAAAACGUCACAAUAAACCGAAUUCUCAGGAGGGUGGGCCUACAAUCGGAGCUAGAAGGGCGUUUAUAUCCGUAAGGGUUAUAUUCCAAUCUUUAAACCUUCCCACACUGGCUUUGCUUCCUGGAUUUUGGUUCAGUAAAAACAAGGGAAUUAGGAAACAGCAGGGGUUCAUAUUUGCCUCUGAUUAGUUUGUAAUUACGGAUUGUCAAUCAAGUCCUAACCAUACCUAUUCAUGACCAUUUAAGGCUUUUAACCAGGACAGUGACUCGACGAGUAUCUUCUCUGGUGCAUCAAAAUCCACCCAACGUUUCCUAUUGAUCACAAUGGGAGUUUUCUUGGGCCUCGUAAUGUUGGGGAUUAUUGGUGAAGUUGUGCACAAAACAAUGUGGAAAGCAAACAAAAGGGUUGAGAACAGUGAAGGUUAGUAGUAAAGGGCGUAUGUUUCACUCCUUUUUAUCUACUGGAGUUUGAUGGAAACCGUUGAGUAUUGCCGUAUCAGCCAGUUGCAGUGACCUGGAUCAGCAUAAAUAGUUUGUGUAGGAAAUAUACAAAACUUCAAAGCGAUAAAGAAGUAAACAAACUCUAAUUAAUUGUGGUUAACAUUAAAACAAAAAUGUUUAAAAAAAUUGGCGCGAUAAUUCGUUUUUUUUGAUAACUUUCUCUCCUUGACGGUCCUUUCCAUCCAAUAGGACUGAAUUAAACUCCGCAUUUGCGUUGCAUUUCGCAGCCGAAUUAACAAUAUCCUGGGUAGCUUAUUUUUCGUGUGAGUGUAAUGACUAUUUCUCUUGUAGAUGGGGUUGAAUUGAAGGAUGUCAAGGUUCAGUCAAACUCCAGCAAAGGCAACCUUAAAGAUAUUGAGGACAAACUGGGACAGUUGGUUUGUGAAGUCAGGAAAUUACAAGAACAACUUGUUAAUAUUUCAUCUCAAGCAAAUGGGACUUUCGCACAGAGCACAACUCACAUGUAGGGCUUAGCAGUGAAAAUAGACGCC
Porites lobata is the source of this 5574-nucleotide messenger RNA. Lineage: Eukaryota; Metazoa; Cnidaria; Anthozoa; Scleractinia; Poritidae. The record is from the annotation of a GenBank genome assembly.